Molecule: messenger RNA, 1149 nt
Organism: Trichomonas vaginalis G3
Lineage: Eukaryota; Parabasalia; Trichomonadida; Trichomonadidae
Product: ribonuclease inhibitor domain-containing protein
Exons: 1
Coding region: 1-1149 (382 amino acids)
Source: RefSeq, a predicted model, not a curated record
AUGAUCAUCACAGAACCGAACGGAGCUUCAUCUACUGGUCACUCUGGAAAUGGAUAUGCAAGAAUUACUUUAUUAGGAAUUCCUUAUCAAAACGUCUUCUACAGUUACCACAACGAAACAACAUUAGACGUGAUGAUGAAAGACGAAGUUUGCAAUGAAUCCAUCAAUCUUCCUUCAAAAGUUGACAACAAACCAGUUGUUUCCAUCCUCCCGAGAGCAUUUUACGGAAAUUCCUGUCUGAGAUCUAUAAAAAUUCCGAAAACAGUUGAAUCCAUUGGUUCCGAAGCUUUCUCAAUGGCAUCAAACCUCAGAGAAGUUGUCUUUGAGCAAGAAAGUCUCUGCAACUCCAUUGGAAAUUUUGCUUUCUCUGACACAUCCCUUGCCAAAAUUUCCAUCCCAUCUUUAGUCACUUCCAUUGGAGAGUGGUGCUUCAAAUCCACCGCAUUGAAUUAUAUUUCGUUUGAAUCCCCAUCUCACCUCGAAAGUAUCCCUGCCGGCUGCUUCCACGGUUCCGAUCUCGCCUCCAUUUACAUCCCUCAAUCUGUGAAAACCUUCCAAAGAAACGCAUUUUCGAAUUCGAACAUCCAAAGCAUUGAUUUCAACACAACAUCGCAACUAGAAUUAAUUGACGAAAGCUGUUUUUCUAAUUCUCACAUUAGAUCUAUAACUAUUCCUGACUCUGUGAAAAUCAUCUCAAACAACGCAUUCGAAAGGACAUUCGACCUCGACAGAGUUACGUUUGGAAGUGGCUGUCUUGUAGAAAUUAUUCCUCAAAUGUGUUUCCUCAAUUCGAAUAUCAACUCUAUUUACAUCUCGAAAAAGAUCUCCAGCAUUGGAAAGAACGCGUUCUUGAACUCUGCGAUACAAACAGUUCGUUUCGAUGCAUUGAGUAUCUGUCAAAAUAUCUCUGAAAAGUCGUUCUUCAACACUAGUUUGUCUUCUAUUUCUUUGCCUCCUUCUGUUGCAAUCAUAGGCAACUACGCAUUUGCAAACUGUUCAAGACUUCAGUUUGUUUCGUAUUGUUCAAGUACUUAUCAAGAAAAUAGAAACAUUUUCGAUAAAUCUGACAUGCUCAAGAAUGUUUCUGUUGCUUAUUACUUCCUGUUCUCAACAUCGGAAUUUGCAAAUUUGGAAACGAAGCUGGAUUGA